This is a messenger RNA of Pistacia vera, 501 nucleotides long. Its product is annotated as glycine-rich RNA-binding protein 3, mitochondrial-like. Lineage: Eukaryota; Viridiplantae; Streptophyta; Magnoliopsida; Sapindales; Anacardiaceae. The transcript is spliced from 4 exons. Gene Ontology annotation, molecular function: RNA binding. The coding region runs from base 1 to 501 and encodes 166 amino acids. The record is from RefSeq and is a predicted model, not a curated record.
AUGGCCUUCUUCGGUAAGUUUGGGAGUAUACUUAGGCAGACUGCUAGCAAGCAGAUUGCCGGUGAAAUAUCUGCAUCAAAACCCUCCAUCUACCAAGCAAUACGAUGCAUGUCUUCAGAACUUUUCGUUGGAGGACUUUCAUAUAGCUGUGAUGACCAAAGUCUAAGAGAAGCAUUCAGUAAAUAUGGUCAUGUUACUAAAGCUACAGUGCCUUUGCAUCACGAGACUGGUAGAUCCAGAGGAUUUGGCUUUGUUACAUACAGAUCUAAAAAGGAGGCCUCUAGUGCCAUCCAGGCCUUGAAUGGACAGGAUCUUUAUGGCCGCCGUGUAAGAGUGGAGGCUUGUAGUCCUCGUGGUGGUUGUUCUAUAGCUUCAGGUCGAUAUGAAUUUACUAGUACUAGUUUUGGUGGUGGUCCCGCCACGGCUUAUGGUGGAUUUGAUGGAUGUAGGUGGAUUGUUUACAGAAAUGGUCUUGUCGGAUUUAUCGGCGAGAGCGAGUGA